CAUACUAUGCUUUGACCAGAACGUCAGACGUACGAAGUCACCUUAAAAAUUUUCCUUAGUCCAAAGAAACCGUAACGUAAACACAGCAUGGCGUCUACCCAAGAUUUGGAAGCAUUCGAGGCGGGGGGCAAAGGUCUCCAGGAUGGCGAGCAGCAGCCCAGAGCCUACCGCAUAGUGAUGAGUGUACUCAUGCUGAUUCUGUUCAAUAUGACCCUUAUUGCGGUCAUCAUUGGCUUCUAUAUGUAUAUCCAAAGCAGCUCUGAAAAGGACAGCCAGAGCGUAAUGAAUGGGGUCUACUGUGUGUUAGCAAUCGCUCUCUUCGUGGGUCUGUAUCAGAUGGGCGACAUGUCCAAGGACAACCCCCAUUUCUAUUACAUUUAGGCCGGGGACGAGGCUGAUGUCGUGGCCGUUGCCGUGGCACGUUCCUUUUGCACAAUCAACUCUAUAAACCGUUUCCAUCUACCGCUAUGGGCACUCACCGUCACCCUCACCGUCACCAGCACCCUGGCCCUAAACUAAUUUAAUUAUAGCUUUCUUUUGUGCGGCCGCGGCAUGAAUUGUAUUGCAUUAAGUGGCAGUGACACGCAAGUCCUCGCACACGGCAUGCCAAAUUCAUAAUUGAUAAGUGCAAGGAAGAACCUACUCGAAUUACCGAACAUUCAUUCAAAUAUAUUUCUCAGCUGACGUCAACUCAGGAUGCCACACACAUUUUUGUCAUUCCCAACUCUACACUUAUAAAAUACAGAAACACAUUCAAACCCCAACUGGAAACGCGUACAUUAGUUUUUUUUCUUUCCCUUUUUUUAGUGAUUUAGUUUGUUUCAUAAAUCAAAAAUUGUUAAAUCGUGUUAGUACUUUUUUUUUCUUUGUAUAAAUUUUCUCGAUAAAUCGAAAUUGUAUUAGUCA
Molecule: messenger RNA, 906 nt
Organism: Drosophila obscura
Lineage: Eukaryota; Metazoa; Arthropoda; Insecta; Diptera; Drosophilidae
Exons: 3
Coding region: 88-381 (97 amino acids)
Source: RefSeq, a predicted model, not a curated record